Messenger RNA from Linum tenue, 3301 nucleotides. The record is from the annotation of a GenBank genome assembly. NCBI's taxonomy places the organism in Eukaryota, Viridiplantae, Streptophyta, Magnoliopsida, Malpighiales, Linaceae.
GCGGCCGCCACCCUCCGUUUCCCCACUCCGCCACCGCUCCACCACCGGCGAUUAUCCCAUUUCCUUCUCUCCGAGAUCGAAUUCCCCCAUCCGCUUCCCGUUUUCUAAUCGCAGUGAGGAAGAAGAAGAAGAACACAAAUGUCAGCUGCAAAGAUCGCCAAGCCGCAUCGCCUGAAUCGAACUCCUCCUCCGCCGCACCACCACCGGCGUCGCAGUAGCAGCAUCGGAUUCCCCUCCCCCAACAUCAGGCAUCGCAUUGUUUUCGACGACGACGACGACUGGUUGCCGAUUUCUGCCGGAGCUAAACCGGCUCCAUCGCGCGGGAAGAGGACGAAGAAGGACAAUAACAAUCAAAAUAAGAAGAAAACUGGCGCGUCUCGCUCCCAAUCCCCGACGGCGAUUCCUAAGCGGCGGAGGAUCGCUUUAAUCCCUGAUUCCGACGACGAUUCCGUUUCGAAUAAUUCCGACUUGCUCAUGGAGCGACUCUCCAUCUCCAAUAUCAGAGAUCGCGGCAGAGCCAGGUCGCUUUCCUCUUCUUCCGGUUCGUCACCAUCGUCAUCGAAAUCAUCGUCGUCUUCGUCUGCCGCUGCAGCUCCAGAAACACCUCCGUUAAACGUCGCCGCCGCCUCCUCUGCGAGGCUUCUUCAGCGGUCUAGAGGAGGAGGAGGAGCUGCCGUGGCGCCGGCGAUCAACAGAUGCCAUCAGUGCUUGAAAGCUGAGAGGCAACUCUACGUUCGGUGCUUCAACUGUGCCAACCUCUAUUGCUUGAGAUGCAUCAAGCUAUGGUAUCCUGAGCUGACGGAUGUAGAUAUAGCACAACAGUGCCCACUCUGUCGGAGAAAUUGCAACUGCAAUGCGUGUCUUCACUCCGCUACCCUGAUCAAGACCUCCAGAAGGGAGCUCUCCCCCUGUGAAAAGAUUCGGCAUUUGGGUUAUCUUAUCAACUCACUUUUUCCCUUCCUUCAACAAAUCUGUGACCAACAAGAACAGGAAAGACUAGCAGAUGCUACCUUUUCUGGCCUGUGUGUCAACCCAGCUUCCCCUUCUGAAGUACCCGAGAACUUCUGUAACAAUGAUGAGCGAGUCUAUUGCAACUACUGUGCAACCUCUAUUGUUGACUUUCAUCGAUGCUGCCCCAAAUGCAACUUCGAACUGUGCCUCGGUUGUUGUCAAGAGAUCCGGGAUGGCAGCAUCUUGAGUCGUACUGAGAUGAAGUUCCAGUAUGUAGAUCAUGGCCUUGACUAUAUGCAUGGUGGAGAUCCAUUGAAUUAUUUUCCUUCUCAAUUUCCUGAAGGUAUGACCGAACCUUCGAUUGCAUUGUUGUGGAAUGCUAACAAGGAUGGGAGCAUCCCUUGUCCUCCUGAAGAGAUUGGGGGUUGUGGUGAUUCGGUAUUGCAACUCAAGCGUAUCUUCCCGACUGGAUGUAUUUCUGAUUUGACUGAGACAGCAAGGAAGUUCCUUGGGACUUGCGACACUAGACAGCAGAGCCUGCCUUGCAAAUGUGGUGAAACCGGGAGAGAAAUGGUAAGGAGAGCAGCUUCGAGAGAAGCGUCCGAGGAUGAUUACUUGUACUGCCCUGUUUCAGAGGACAUUAUAGAGGAGGAAGAUCUUCUUCACUUUCAGAAGCACUGGGCAAAAGGGGAACCCGUUAUUGUUCGUGAUGUACUCGAUGCAACUACUCAUUUAAGCUGGGAGCCAAGGGUGAUGAUGCGUGCCUUAUGCGAGAAUGCCAAUUCCGAUAUUAGUUCAAAGAUGUCUCAAGUAAAGGCCAUCGAUUGCCUGGCUGCUUGCGAGGUUAAUCAAAAGCAUUUGCUGCCAAUCACUUGAUUUGAUCAUCAAAUAAAUUUUUGUUAGCUUGAUUAAAGUGUGAUUGCCUAUGGCUUUUGUGCUGACUUAGUCAAAACAUGCAGGUGGAAAUCAACACCCGUAUGUUUUUCAAAGGCUAUACUGAUGGGAGAAGAUAUUUCAAUCUUUGGCCUGAGAUGCUGAAGCUAAAGGAUUGGCCCCCUUCUGAUAAAUUCGAAGAUCUUUUGCCUCGUCACUGUGACGAGUUUAUCAGUGCACUUCCAUUUCAAGAAUACAGUGAUCCAAAAGCGGGCAUUCUAAACCUUGCUGUCAAGUUUCCCCAUGUCCUCCUGAAACCCGACAUGGGUCCCAAAACUUAUAUUGCAUAUGGGAUGAAGGAAGAGCUUGGCAGAGGUGACUCUGUGACCAAGCUUCACUGUGAUAUGUCAGAUGCGGUGAAUAUUUUGACUCAUGUGGCUGAGGUAGAGGUAAACGAAGAGCAAUCAUUUGCCAUUGAGCGUUUGAAGCAGUUGCACAGUGAGCAGGAUAGAAAAGAGCAAGUAGCACAAAAUAUUAGGGACAGUCAUAACAGUAGGGGAAUUAAUAGUGAAGCAAAGAAGAAUUCUGCUGACACCGAAAGGAGAGUCGAUGAUUCGGAAGAGUCUGGAUGCAUGGGUUUGCAGACAGAACAAACAGAGGACACAAUUGGUGCUCUAUGGGAUAUCUUCAGGAGGGAGGACGUCCCCAAAUUGGAGGAAUAUCUUAGAAAGCACUCCACAGAAUUCAGGCACACAUACUGUUGUCCUGUGAAGCAGGUCAUCCAUCCAAUUCAUGACCAAUGCUUUUAUUUAACAUUGGAGCAUAAGAAGAGAUUGAAGCAGGAAUUUGGAGUGGAGGCUUGGACAUUCCAGCAGAAAGUUGGAGAAGCUGUGUUCAUUCCUGCUGGAUGCCCGCAUCAAGUCAGGAAUCUAAAGGUAGUUGUUUCUUUGGGUACAAUUUCAUUUAUGAUCAUGUGUCCACUCUCAAGCUAUAUCAGCCAGCAUAGAUGUAGUAGCUGAUAAGGCUAUCCACAAAGGUUAAAAUUAGGGGUUUUAAGGCUAAAAUGACAUUUUAGCCUACUCGAAAACAUAAACAACUCCAAUCCUGAGACUCUAAUUUUCUGUUUAGUAUUUAGUAAUCAUAACUUAUGAAUAGUUAAACUUAUGUUAUUGAGAGUGGAGUGCAGCGUUUUGGUCGUGACACAUGUAGAAAGGCCGUGGCCGCUGCAUUGUUUUUGUUUUGGGACUUAAGUGUCCUGGUUUAUUCCUUAACCCUAAUCCGUAGGCUUAUAAAGCCUACUGUCAUUGUAUCUGAGGUAACAAAGACAAAUAAUAAAAGCCUAAGCCGAGAGCUGCCACUCUCCAUGGACUAGUCCCGUUCACAUCGAAUGAGGAAACCACAUAUUUCGUUAUAUUGUGUGAUUGGUUGUUUCUUCGAUUAUUCUGUAUUUUACAUGGUAUCAGAGCGGUGAUAUCCU